CAUAAACAUCUGUAUGUAAACGAGGUUAUAUACAAAUAUGGCGGGAAUAGGCCUAUAAAUUCGAAGGAUAAAAUGAAUGUUAGUUUGUUUGGCAGUUUAUGUCGUAGAGAGCAGUAGAUGGUCAGAAGGCGGCUAAUAACCUUAACAUCUUCGGUUUUAAGAAUGUUUUAUGCUGUCAAAUCUGGUCGUCAGUGUGGUAUUUAUAAGACAUGGGACGAAUGUAAACAGCAGGUAAAUGGCUUCAAAGGUGCAAGAUUCAAGAAAUUUAAAACAAGGAAUGAAGCACUUGAUUUUAUGAGGGGAAAGUCUACAGGUAUCAUUCCAAAGAGAAAGGCCUCUGGGUUGGUAGCCAAGGUCAAUGGCUUAAUUACAACAUCAACACCACACUCUAGCAUUCCUGUUGUAUAUACAGAUGGUGGCUGCUUCAAUAAUGGAAAAGGAAAUGCCAGUGCAGGAAUUGGAGUUUACUGGGGGAGAGAUGAUAAAAGAAAUUUGUCAGAAAGAUUGGAGGGUCUUCAAACCAACCAAAGAGCUGAACUAAAUGCUGCAAUCAGAGCCCUUGAACAAGCUGUGAAAAAUAACAUGAAUGAGCUAGAGAUUCGGACAGAUAGCAUGUAUACAAUAAAUUGCGUUUCUAAGUGGAUACAGGCAUGGAAGAAAAACGGCUGGAAAUCGGCUGCAGGAAGCAAUGUAAAGAACCAAGAAGAUAUUAAAAGAUUGGAUGACUUGUGCCAAAAAGUGCGGGUGAAUUGGGUUCAUGUAAGAGGUCAUCAAGGAGAACCUGGCAAUGAGGAAGCUGAUCGAUUAUCAAAGGAGGGUGCAAGCAUGGCCAUGUUAUGACUCAGUUUCACAUUAUUUUGUUAAUAUAUAGACAUUGUGUAAAUUAGCUGUCAUACUUUUGACAGAUAAAAUAAGACAACUGGACAUUUUUAUUUUUGAAAAUCUUCCUGUCUCAUUCAUAUAAAUCUUUGUCGUUUAGCUUGUCGAUAUGUCUACAAUGCUUGUUUAUUCCUUAGACAAUUAAAUUUUUAUAUGAUAUAUGAUAUAUGUUUGCCCCAUUUAUGAA
Molecule: messenger RNA, 1066 nt
Organism: Rhopilema esculentum
Lineage: Eukaryota; Metazoa; Cnidaria; Scyphozoa; Rhizostomeae; Rhizostomatidae
Product: ribonuclease H1
Biological process (GO): DNA replication, removal of RNA primer
Molecular function (GO): magnesium ion binding; RNA-DNA hybrid ribonuclease activity; nucleic acid binding
Source: RefSeq, a predicted model, not a curated record